Molecule: messenger RNA, 3876 nt
Organism: Gloeophyllum trabeum ATCC 11539
Lineage: Eukaryota; Fungi; Basidiomycota; Agaricomycetes; Gloeophyllales; Gloeophyllaceae
Exons: 4
Coding region: 85-3486 (1133 amino acids)
Molecular function (GO): protein binding
Source: RefSeq, a predicted model, not a curated record
GCGUAUACCCAUUCCUUUCCCCUGUACCCGUUCACGUCUGCUGGAUACCCGGUUUGCAUCUCUUUCUUUUCUUCAUCCUUUCUAAUGGCCCCCCCGGUCCCCGCCCCGCCUCCGCCGUCUCUUCAGGAAGCGACCAAGCACGCAACCCAGGCCUGGCAAGACGACCUCCAGUCGCUCUUCAACAACGCCAAGGACCGCUUUCCCGACGUCGUAUGGGAGCUUUACGCCGAGGAAGACGACAAGGAAAAGAGCGGGGAAGAGGUCUGGGGCCAUAAAGCCAUUGUCUAUGCAAGAGCUCCUCCCAGUUUCCAAGCCCGUUAUUUCUCGUUUCGACCUGCUCCUGUUGCAUCUCCGACUCCAUAUUCUGCAUCUCCAGGAACACUUGCAGGCCAGUCGUCUCUUUCUCUGGGCCUCGACUUGACUCCAUCACGAUCCCCUUCACCCUUCCGCGUCCCUUCUCCCUCACCGUCCGGAACAGCAAACACCCUCCUGCGAAUCCCGACCUUCAUUAACCCGAUAUUAUUCUCGAAUGAACUCGAGUAUCUCUAUACCGGCAAAGGCCUCGGUGAAGCCUUCGAGUUCCUGUUCGACAGCACGGACUCUCGUGAAGACGCGGAUACUGAAGAGAGUCGCAUCGACAAACUGCGGAAAGACCUCGUGUUCAUGUGGAGGUCUCGCCUCUACUCAGACGUUCGUAUAACCCUUGAAGGCAAUUUCUCUUCCAGCAACCACGAAAGCGCCACUGCCAUUUUCUCGUCACACCGCUUCAUUCUCGUUUCUCGGUCUCCCUACUUCCGUACUAGGCUCCUGACAUGGCCGGGUGCCGUCACAAAGGCUUCGGAGCCUCUAACGUUGAACCUCCCCUCACCUCCGUUCACCCCUGCCUCAUUGUUCUUCACUCUGGGCUUCAUGUACGCUGGUACACUGGUCUUCUCGCACCGCACCUACGACCUCGAUACCGCGUUCCACAUCAUGCGUUCCGCAACGUAUCUCUCUCUCGACAGCUUAUACAAUGAGAUCCAGGCGCGGAUUGUGCAAGAAAUGAUGCACGGCCUCUUCCAUGCGUUCCUGGAGUUCUCUGAAUACGAGCGGAUAACGGGCGGGAAGUGGGGUAUCGGCGGCUGCCGUUGCCGACAAUGUGCCAGGCGCGCUCCCAGGGUGCUGGAAUUUGCGACAGCCGACGACGUGAAGAAUCCCCACCUUGACCGCGGCGCUAGGCGAGCUCUCGUCGGUCUCUUUGGCGAAGGCUGGGUUACUCCGGAAUUCACCAAGUUACCUCAGAAAACACGGGAGAGUCUGUUGAAGGGUCUCGCCAAACGCACGAACCCUCCGAAUGUCUUCGCACUCCUGUUUGCCGCCCAGCACGCGAUUGAGAAGCUGAAGACCAUAAUCGAUGCAUGGGCGGAUAUAUCCAGAGAUAUGGUCCUGUCUGCCAGGAAGGUGAUGGACGAAGUCCUCUGCAAUCAGGCUGAGGAAUGUUUUGAACAGCCUGAAUGGCUAGAGCUGAUGGAAGCUGACGGCGUCCGGUUCGAGGAUGGCGAGCGGGUCGGGAUUGUUAUGGAUUCGGUAUUGCGAGGUCUGAACGAGAAGAAUGCAGGUCUAGUAUAUCAGACUCUGGUCUCUUCGAUACUGCUUCGGCCUCAUGCUACGGAAACGGAUCAAACGAUGCUGUCGUCGACUUCCCAUGUACGCGUCCAAGUGGAGGAAACGCGGGUGGAGGUCCUGAAGUGGUUGCGGAAGAGGUGGCUGGGCGUGCGGCAGGAGGGAGGCUUCGAUAAUCUAGAGGGGUGGGCGCUGAAGGAAAUCAGUCAUGAAAUCGAAGUCCCUCACGAAGACCUCAUGAACACAGCUCCUACUUCUACACGGGGGCCUGUUACAAGGACUGGGCUCAGGUCCACGCUGCGGGCAGAGACGGAAACCGAUACUGUGAGCAUGCACUCGAUGCGGACGAGUAUUGCGCAGCGCAACCUGGCCAAGUCGCCUGUUGGCCGCGAACCCCUGGCUUCGUCUGCUAGCUCGGUACGAUCGACCACCCGCAGCACUAUGUCCUCUUCUUCCCGUGUUACUACUAGCCGACCCCUCCGUGUUCGCAAUUUUGUGCCCUCUGGUCCCCGCCCCGAUUCCAAGUUGACUCCGGAUUCUUCGAUUGCUGCUGACGACCGUUCGUCGAUGGCCGAGUCGGAGACCACAGAGACAAGUUCCACACCUCCGAAACCUACAAUUCCCCGACGGAGUGGUGCUUCUAGUUCUAGUAUGACGCAAGAUACCACUAGGCCCAAGUCUGUAGCUGCGUCCGUGAAGACCGUUCGUUCGAAAGCGUCUACUGUCCGCAAGGUACCUGUACCCAGUACAUCCAGCUUGCGACCGCCAUCAUCGCUAUCACGACCUAAUUCCACGUUGUCGACGACUAGCGAUUCGUCGACGACUUUCAAGACUGCACCUUCUGAUAUCACUUCCCGGGCGGCCUCCUCCCGGGCGCGCAGACCCUCUGUGGCUUCCACCGUGUCUACAACCAGCGUGCGGACAACGCCUAGGACUCCAGUGUCGGUCAGUGCGAAGGUGACUCGCUCACGACGGCCUUCCGUCUCCUCGACGACGUCCGCUAUUUCCACGACAGCACGCAAACGUCCCUCAGUGUCCCCAUUGGACACAAAACCAGGACCGGCCAAGCGUGCGCCGUCGAUGGCUUCCGUUCAUUCAACAGCGUCCACGUCAACAACGGGUCGCAAGACGCCUGCACGUAAGCCUGGAGCACGUGAUGAAACUCCAUCUCGAACCGACACACCUCCAACCCCCGCCAAACCAGUUCCAGCUUCUGCUGCGAGCACGAUCAAAGGGAAGAGCACCGCGAGGACCGUACACGAUAAGACUAACAGUGUCGUAUCGACGAGCAGCGUAUCUACGUUGAGACGCAAGGGCUCCUCCGAUACCAUCAAAGAAAAUGGAGUGAAGGAAAUUGCCGGAAAGGAGAAUGGGAAGCGUCUACAUGAGUCAGAGCUGGCCACGCCCCAGCUACAGGAGCCUCUGGCAUUUUCACCUCGGGGAGCGACACUGGAUAUUGGCAUUCCUUGCAUAAUCUCGUCCAAGCGAGCAAGGUUCAAGGCUUUUGCUCGAUAUAUCGGAGAAGUAGAAGGCGAGUCAGGGCCCUGGGUUGGCGUCGAAGUGCCCGUGGACGAUACGUGGCCUGAUGAGAAGUUGGAAGGCCGACAGUGGAACGACGGGUCAUGGGGAGGAGUUCGGUAUUUCCAGCUCGGGACUGGCUCUGAAUUCGACUACGGUGAUGGCAGAGCUGUACGGCGUAGGCGAUUCGACUGGGCGACCGUGAAGGACCGCGGCUUGAAGCGAGAGGGGGAUACGCUCAGCGUUGACAGGGUCAAAAGACUACGGAGCGCGUCUCCGACUGCCUCGGACGUUUCGACGUCGGAAUCUAGGGGCCUAUUCGUCAGACCUCAACAGGUGUUAUAUGUGGUGGACGCUGUAGCCUGACGGGCAUCUCGAUCUCGCUCAAGCUGGGACUGGUGCUGGUUUUCUGGAGUCAUGUAUGAUUGAUGUUGCAUAUCUGGUAAUCUCGCCGUUAAUUGGGAACAAUUGUAUUGCUUCCGGUUUCACUUUCAGCUCAUACCAUAUUCCCAAUCAUUACUUUCCUUUAAUUGCCCUUUGCUGGACUAAUCAUCAAUCCGUCACACUCCUUGCACUUGAUAAUCUCCAGUCGCUUUUUGUUCCGAUGGCCAUACAUAGUGUUCCACCUGGCCACUGUCCGCUUGACGCGGAGGGAACAUUAUAUACAUUCCGGGGCUGCGCUAUGACAAUUGUGAAUAGGUCUUGCAGAUGCAAGUCGAGUACUGGACUGACAAUAUACGAGGGACAGAAUAGUAU